This is a messenger RNA of Myxocyprinus asiaticus (Chinese sucker), 1171 nucleotides long. It is a transcript of the gene akr1a1a, whose product is annotated as aldo-keto reductase family 1, member A1a (aldehyde reductase). Gene Ontology annotation, cellular component: cytosol. The transcript is spliced from 9 exons. The coding region runs from base 37 to 1014 and encodes 325 amino acids. Lineage: Eukaryota; Metazoa; Chordata; Actinopteri; Cypriniformes; Catostomidae. Gene Ontology annotation, molecular function: aldose reductase (NADPH) activity. The record is from RefSeq and is a predicted model, not a curated record. Gene Ontology annotation, biological process: aldehyde catabolic process.
AGGGUUUUGUGGCGACUAAUGGCCUAUAAGUAAACUAUGACAGUGGUAACAAUCACUCUCUCAACUGGUCAGCAGAUGCCAGUAGUGGGCUUGGGAACAUGGAAAAGUGCCCCAGGACAGGUGAAGCAGGCAGUGCUAGCUGCUUUAGAUUGUGGUUACAGACACAUUGACUGCGCAGCGGCCUACAGCAAUGAGCAUGAGGUCGGGGAGGUCCUGAAUAAACGAGUUGGACCAGGGAAGCUUCUGAGACGAGAAGACAUUUUUGUGACCUCUAAGUUGUGGAACACCAAGCACCAUCCAGAUGAUGUAGAGGAGGCCUGCAAGAAGUCUUUGUCAGAUCUGGGACUCAGUUACCUGGACCUGUAUCUAAUGCACUGGCCAAUGGCCUUUGAGAGAGGAGAUGAGUUGAUGCCCAGACGACCUGAUGGCACUAUUCGGUAUGCUGACACUCACUACAAAGACACGUGGGCUGCCAUGGAAAAGCUGGUUGACCAGGGGCUGGUAAAAGCCAUUGGCUUGUCAAACUUCAAUGCCAGGCAGAUUGAUGACAUUCUUAGCAUUGCCAAACACAAGCCAGUGGUGAACCAGGUGGAGUGCCAUCCAUACCUCAUCCAGACUCAGCUUCUAGCUCACUGUUGGAGUAAAGGACUGACAGUAACAGCUUAUAGUCCUCUUGGUUCUUCUGAUCGUCCCUGGUAUACACCUGGAGAACCUCUUCUGCUGGAUGAUCCAAGGGUGCAUGAUUUGGCCAAGCACUAUAACAAAACCCCUGCACAGGUCAUCAUCAGAUGGCAUGUACAGAGGGGUCUCAUUUGCAUCCCCAAAAGCGUCACUCCAUCUAGGAUCAAGCAGAAUAUUAAGGUGUUUGAUUUUAAAUUAUCUGAAGAUGACAUGCAGCAAAUUGAAUCAUUCAAUAGCAAUGAGAGGCUGAUCAUUCCAACAAUAGAGAAAGCUGGGAAGAAGGUUUGGAGGGAUGCACACCAUCCUCUUUUUCCCUUCCACGAUCUAUAUUGAUAAAUGAAAAUACAAUUAAAUCUUUAAACAGUUCAAGUUACAUAUCAAAAUCAUUUUAAAUGUUGCAUCAUUUUCCAGUUUAUUUUUAUCGGGACCCCAUCCACAUAAGACAAAAAUAUGAUUUCAACUGAUUUUAUUUAAACUAGCCAGAACAAAC